AACACAAAUUAUAUUUACUUUCUACUAGCAGCUCUUUUGACCAGUCAAGCGUUAAUACAGCCUCAGUCGCAGAUUUUCACAGAACUGUAGGUGUUCGCAGUUUGCCUGUGAUUCACAGACCGUCCUCUAACAUGAGGUGAGGCUGUAUUACACUAUGUGAGACUCAUCAAGACAGUCAUCGGCGACAGGCUUAUCUUCCGGAUAUAAUGGAGGUGGAGUUCUGCAAAGGGGGGGGGGUGUGUGACUGGAUAAAGGUCCAGCGCCUGAUCAGUAGCAACCCCUAACCCAUGUGAAAGUAGUGUAUCCACAGCCAUGCGAUGCGAUACGUUUCUCCCGUUACUCCUCUUCAUCGUUUCGUCAUGCGCACCGCUUGCCGAAAAUUCACGCGACCUACCACACGUGAAGGAGUACGAUAUUGUCAAACCACUAAAACUGGGACUUCGAACUAAACGGAGUACCAAACAGACAUACCCAGAGGAGCAGCGGUUUGUACUAACUAUUGAAGGGAAGAAUUACACGGUUCAUCUUGAGAAGAACAAAAAUCUUUUGAGCAAGGAUUACACCGUUACACACUAUUUAGAAAACGGCUUGGAAGUAACAGCAUCUCCAAGAAAUAAGGAUCACUGCUAUUACCUGGGACAUUUCCAGGAUAUUGAGGAUUCUUCCAUCAGUGUUGGGCUUUGCUCUGGAAUGCGGGGGUUUCUGAGGGCGGGGCAAGCGGUCUACCUCAUCGAACCUCUGGGGAGCUCAGCAGAUGGGGAGCACGCCCUGUACCGGCAGGAGCACCUGAGGAGGAACAAGAGGGCUGCCUGUGGACACGCCAAUACCACCGUGUAUGACCUCAUCCCCGGCGUGGCGGCCCACAUGCUGCCCAGCGGCCUGAAAAGCCAGCCGCUUAUGAGACCACAGAGGUUUGUGGAGCUGUUUCUGGUGGUGGACAAUGCAGAGUUUCAGAAAUUUGGGAAGAGCAUGCAGAAGAUUGAAGCCAGAAUGCUCGAAGUCGCCAACCAUGUUGACAAGUUGUAUCGACCCUUGAAUUUCCGCAUCAUGUUGGUUGGCCUCGAGGUCUGGUCAUACAAAGACAACAUCGACAUCAAGAACGAUCCUCACGAAACCUUGAAAAACUUCCUGAGCUGGAGGAAGGAAAAUCUUAUCAAAAAGAAGAAGCACGACAAUGCACAGUUUAUCACUGGUGUUGAGUUCGCUGGUCCCACUGUUGGCUUGGCAGCAAAAGCUACAAUGUGCACGGUGGACUCCGGCGCCGUGAACGAGGACCACAACAUUAACCCUGUCGGUGUGGCCUCUACCAUUGCUCACGAAAUGGGCCACAACCUGGGCAUGUCCCACGAUGCCUCGCAGUGUACCUGCGGGACGGCAUCGCUCUCCCACAACUGCGUCAUGUCAGAUACUGUUGGGCUGGUUUACCCAGAAGCCUUCAGCGGCUGCAGUCUAACCGAACUGAGGGAAUUUGUGGAGAACCAAAAUCCCACCUGUCUGCUGGAUGUCCCAGACACAGACCGGCUUUUUGGGGGUCCAGUGUGCGGCAAUGCCUUUGUAGAGUCAGGGGAGCAGUGCGACUGUGGCACAGUGGAGGAAUGCAGCGACCCCUGCUGCAAUGCCAGCACAUGCCAGCUGGCGGAAGGGGCUCAGUGUGCGCAGGGAGAGUGCUGCCAGCAGUGCCAGAUAAAGCCAGCGGGGUCUCUUUGCCGAGCCAGCGCCACCGAUUGCGACCUUGCUGAGUACUGUACGGGCCAGAGCCCGCACUGCCCCAAGGACACCUUCAAGAUGAACGGGGUGCCCUGCAACUCUGAGAGAGGCUACUGCUACAAUGGGCGAUGCCCCACCCUGCAGAGUCACUGCACACACCUCUGGGGGAAAGGUACACAGGUGGCCUUGGACGUGUGCUUCAAGCAGAACAUACAAGGUACCAAGGAUGCUUACUGUAGGAGGAGUAGCUAUGGAUACCAGGGCUGCGCACCCAGGGACAUGAAGUGUGGGAAAAUCUUCUGCAGUGGAGGGAGCGAGUUCCCUAUCACGCACCAGAAGGCCACCGUCACCUUGGGGCCCAGGGUGCAGUGCAAAAUCGCAGUGGACACCUCUGACGGGGAAGACCUGGGGAUGGUCCCCACCGGAACCAAAUGCGGUGACAGGAAGGUCUGCCUUGACAACGCCUGUCAGGAUAUUGCAGCCUAUGGCUCAGGGGACUGCUCUGCUAAAUGUAACAACCAUGGGGUCUGCAACCAUGAGAGGCAGUGUCACUGUGACCCUGGCUGGGCCCCACCCUACUGCAACACGAGGUUGGCCAACAUCCCCUCAGAUUGGUUGCCUCUAGUUGUUGCCGUUUCCGUCACUGUUGUGGUGAUUCUGGCUCUGGCCACCGGGGCGGUACUGUAUCACAGACGUAAGAUCAGGAGACCAUACCUCUGUAAAACCAAAUGCCCUGGAGGCUUGGGUCUGUCUAACCCGGUCUUCCAGGAGGGUGGCAUUAGGGACAGCCCCCCCCAGAUCAGCCUGCCCAUGUUUAUGGAGUCCACAGACACCCGAACAUGCACCCCCAGGUGCAUCACUAUCAUUCCCAGCCGCCCGGCUCCACAGCCCCCAGGGCAGCCUGCUUCUGGCUCAGCUCAGGUGGUUAAACCUGCUAUCCCACCUCCACCAGUUCCACAAGCAAGACCGUUACCUCCAACAAAGCCAUUACCAGCCUUGAAUGUGAGACCAACUCCUCGAUCUGGCCCUUCUCCGCCAGUGCCCCCUACCAAGCCAACAUCAGCGCAGCCACCAUGGAAGCAUAAGCAGGUUGCAGUAGGAAAGAUGGCAGGACCAAAACCUCCACCUAAACCUAGAUGAAGACGAAGAGAUCAGCUCUGAUGGUCUGAACUCAAGCUCGCCAGGAAGGAUUGACUUUGAAGCCGACGAAGACUUGGCUAUUACUGACUGUCAUGUGUGUUUUACGGAGCGCUGGACUGUAAAUAGGGGCUGAGAAGGGUCUGCACAUAUUUUCUAACAGUUAAUCUGCGCGACUUGUGGUACGUGUUCGCUGCGGUCAGGCUUGAUUUCACACAGGAUCACUUUUCUUCAGGAACUGCCCAAACCGGAUGCAAUGCAUCCAACACAAGCCCAGCUCACUUUUACCUCUCAGAUGACACUGACCCACCUUCAGGCAGAGGCACAGGAGCUGGGCGCCUCCUCCAGUGUCUCCUGAUUGGACACAUGGCAGAUCCCUACUAAAGGAGUUUACACUGGAUUUCUACUUGAAUAUCUUCCCAUUUAAUAAUGCUAAGAAAAGUCUUUAAAUUGUAUUGAUCUUAAUUCAGCGGGUUUGAAUUAAGAAACACUGGUGUGGUUGAUUUUUUUUCCAUUUUACUUAAAAAUUCAUUCUAUACUUUGUGCUGUAAUUUUAUUUAUUUUUUUCCAGAAUAAAACAUUUUAAAAGAA
Brienomyrus brachyistius is the source of this 3435-nucleotide messenger RNA. RefSeq names its product ADAM metallopeptidase domain 8a (gene adam8a). Bases 313 to 2847 code for a protein of 844 amino acids. The transcript has 25 exons. Gene Ontology annotation, molecular function: metalloendopeptidase activity; cell adhesion molecule binding. Lineage: Eukaryota; Metazoa; Chordata; Actinopteri; Osteoglossiformes; Mormyridae. The record is from RefSeq and is a predicted model, not a curated record. Gene Ontology annotation, biological process: positive regulation of membrane protein ectodomain proteolysis; positive regulation of cellular extravasation; regulation of cell-cell adhesion.